UCCUAGCCACACUCCCCUGCGACCUUCCCAGCCAACACUCCCCACUCAGUAUUCACAGACCACAUUAAGGACAGUCCCAGUUCGUCGUGUAACUGGCCGCCCCGCCCCAGAGGUGGCUGCAUCUCAGCACCGGGCGAGGGGGUCCCUGUGUAACCAGCCACCCUGCCGCAGAGGGGCCGCGUCUCAGCACCAGGCAAGGGGUCUUAGCUGUCAUUCAGCUGUAGUAGGUUGUUAUCCUCUCGUCUGACAUGCCCCCACACACACCCGUAGGGGAAACUAAGCUGCGGAGUGCUGGUCCGGGUUCUGCCCCCCACCAAUGCCCCCAAUCCCGCCCCACAGGCCCAGCCCUCCCCGGGAAGAGCCCCCCAGCGAGGAGCGGAGGCGUCCUGAGACGCUGCAGAUCUGGCAGGAGAGGGAGCGGCAGCAGCAGGCGUUGCGGAGCCAGGCGCUGGAGAAGCGGGACAGCCUGCCGAGGAUGGGGGCCAAAGGCAGCUUCGGCAGCGCGCAGGGCCCGGCGGCCAGCAAUGGUCUGUCGGAGAGCAGCAGCGUGCCCCGGAGGAAGCCGAGAACCCAGGUCACGGAGCAGCCGCCCGGCAUCCCCAGCCCAGCAUCCCCUGGGCAGAUGUCCCGGCAGCAGGAGUCCCUCCCUCCGCCAGUCUCCAGCCCCCCGGCCCGGGAGCCCGGCUCGGCCCAGAAGCCCAGCAGCUUCCUCUUCCGCUCCACGUCGCGGACCGCCAUCAAGCCCGGCUCCGCCUGUGCCCCCCACGACUGCACCGCGGACCCCCAGCACCCCCUGCGGCUACGGGCCGGCUCGCACGACCUGGACGAGAAGGAGUUAACAGCUCAGCUCCGCAAGGUACAGCCAUGCCCCCCCUCAGCCCCCGGGUCCCCCCGUGAGCUCCCGGCACCGAGUCCCCUGGGUGGGGCUCCUGAGGACCCCCCGACAUCCCCCCGGGCUUCGUCUCUCUCCCCGGCAAACCGGUCCACUGGGCGCUUCGUUCCCAGCCCCUCUGGCCGGCUCCUCGCCGGGGACGGCCCUGGCCAUGGGGUGCCGGGCUACAGAGCGUGGCCUGGUCUCUGUGCCCCGUUAGCCCGUUGCCGUCACACCUGCCUCUAGGGGUCACCGCACCGAUUCCACCCCCUAGAUAGAGGAGUGACGUGGGGAAACCGAAGCGCGCACACAGUAUUCAGACAAAAUAUUUAAAACGUUCCCACUUCGGCACACCUGCCCGCCCCCGAGACCCUGAAAGCUUGGCUGAGAUCCCAUACCAGAAUCUGCAAGGCUGG
Molecule: messenger RNA, 1287 nt
Organism: Chrysemys picta bellii (western painted turtle)
Lineage: Eukaryota; Metazoa; Chordata; Testudines; Emydidae
Source: RefSeq, a predicted model, not a curated record